AUGAGGACGGGGCGCAGACGCAACUACAGUUUAUUGAAGGCACCUUUCAGAGACGGAGCCUCGCUGAGGCCAUCAGGCAGGGGCGAUCCCUCCAAGAGGAGCUCGCCGAGCUGUAUUCAGCAUGGGACUGCAGGUGCUGGGCAGCACACAAGGUGGACAAAGACGAAUUCGUUUUGUGAUGGAAGGUCGAACUCGCCGCUCCAGGGUUUCCAGCAGGCAGACCACUUCAGCAACGCAACAUCGCUGCCGAUCGUGUACAACCGGUCCAUCAGCGCAUGCCGAAGAUAUGCAGGAUGGGAGGAGGCGCUUCGGAUCCUCCAUGGACUCAGGUCUGCCUCGCUGCAGUGCGACCUUGUCGGCUGCAGCUCCGCAAUGAGCGUCUGCGAUGCAGCUUCGCAGUGGCAGCGAGCCACGGCGCUGCUUGAGACGACAAAGGCCACCCUCGGGCUUCCAGACGUGAUCAUGUACGGCGCAGAAAUGAACGCUUGUCAAAAAGGCAGGCAGUGGCAGCGAGCCAUCCGGUUGCUCAAGGAUCUGCGCCGCAGUUUGCGGGCGGACGUGGUAACGUUGAACACCGCUAUGUGUGGCCCAUCAUCAGGCGAGUGGCAAAACGCCACCCACCUGCUUGAGGAGGCUGCCUCUUGGUCACUGCAGCCGAGCAUGGUCAGCUACAAUGUCGCUAUGCGAAGUUCGAGCUGGAGGAGGGCCGCAGAAUUUCUGAUGGCGGCCGGAAGGAACAAGUUGCGAUCCACGGUAACCACUUGCGGCACGAUGCUGGCUUGUGAGCUGCCCUGGACGGCGGAGCUGGUUCAUCUCUCUCAGAUGCAGUCCCAGCAGCUGGAGCCGAACAUCAUCACUUUGAGUUCCGCGCUCUCGGCUUUGGCCGUGGAGAGCUGGGACACCUCUUUGGAUCUCCUCAAAGAGGCCCGAAAGCGUGAGAUGCAGCCCAACGCCGCUGGGACGCGAUCGGUCUCUUAA
Molecule: messenger RNA, 978 nt
Organism: Symbiodinium necroappetens
Lineage: Eukaryota; Dinophyceae; Suessiales; Symbiodiniaceae
Source: the annotation of a GenBank genome assembly